GCGGUUCAGGAAUUCUAUACAGGCAUUAAAGCGGGCACCUAAUAUGACGCACCUAAUAUGGACGGGGUUUAGCGAAGACCUCACCCGGAAGCGACCGGCUGGGAAGCGGAAGUCGUCGACGGAGAGGCGGCGAAAGCGGACCAGAGUUUGCGGGGAGACUUGAGGACCAAAGAGGAAACGUCACAGUCAUUGGUCUAGCAGGACGAGACUUGAAGCCUGUAAUCACAGAGACCAGCCAUCUUUCCGUUGUGCUUGCUGGAAGGAGAUCCUGAGGUUAUCUUCUGGAGGACAUGCCUAAAGUCAAAAGAAGCCGGAAAGCACCCCCAGAUGGCUGGGAGUUGAUAGAACCGACAUUAGAUGAAUUAGACCAGAAGAUGCGAGAAGCUGAGACAGAACCCCACGAAGGGAAGAGGAAAGUGGAAUCGCUGUGGCCCAUCUUCCGGAUCCACCACCAGAAGACCCGUUAUAUUUUUGACUUGUUUUAUAAACGGAAAGCUAUAAGCAGAGAGCUGUAUGAGUACUGCAUCAAGGAAGGCUACGCCGAUAAAAACCUGAUUGCGAAGUGGAAGAAGCAGGGCUACGAGAACCUGUGUUGCCUGCGCUGCAUCCAGACCCGGGACACCAACUUCGGAACCAACUGCAUCUGCAGGGUGCCCAAGAGCAAGCUGGAAGUGGGCCGGAUCAUAGAGUGCACACACUGUGGCUGCCGUGGCUGCUCUGGCUAACAAAAUCACAGGCCCCCCCUCCACCCUGGACUUUUGGACUGGCAGCUUCCUUCCUACCCGUCAGCCCUGGAGAAAGCAGCCUUUCCUGAAAACCAGUGCCUGGGCCGGAGUGUGCGCCUGGCCCCUCCAGAUAAAGACUGGUGUUCUCCAGCUGUCAUUUGUAGAAAUAAAACUUUUAAACCUUU
This is a messenger RNA of Erinaceus europaeus (western European hedgehog), 910 nucleotides long. It is a transcript of the gene BUD31, whose product is annotated as BUD31 homolog. The record is from RefSeq and is a predicted model, not a curated record. NCBI's taxonomy places the organism in Eukaryota, Metazoa, Chordata, Mammalia, Eulipotyphla, Erinaceidae. Gene Ontology annotation, biological process: mRNA splicing, via spliceosome. The transcript has 6 exons. Gene Ontology annotation, cellular component: nucleus; spliceosomal complex. Bases 291 to 725 code for a protein of 144 amino acids.